ACCUUUCCUCUCACUUUUCUUACACCAACAAUUCUUCUUCAAAAGUUUUCAUAAAGACCAUCCAUGUCUGAAUCCUGCGUGCGUUUGCAUUUUCUCUCGCUAAUCUUGCUCUGUUGUGUCUCCCAUUCAACGAGCUUCUUCACUUUCAAAGUCGAUUCUAGUAGUUAUGUUGCUUGUGGUCCCCAUCAGACUCAAGCUCUCACUGAGUUCAUGAACGAGUUUGAUAGCAGCCACUGCAACCUCAGUGAUCCCUUUAACGGAGUCUGGUGCGAUAACUCGACCGGUGCAGUCACAAAGCUACGACUCAGCGACUGUCUCAGUGGAACUCUAAAGCCCAACAGUAGCCUAUUCAGGUUACAUCAUCUUCGUUACCUUUUUCUAAGUGGAAACAACUUCACCUCAUCUACCCUUCCAUUUGAAUUUGGCAAUCUCAACAGGUUAGAGAUUUUAAAUCUUUGCUAUAACGGCUUCGUCGGCCAAGUUCCUUCCUCAUUUAAUAACCUAAGCCUUCUUUCAUAUUUAGAACUUUCCCAAAAUGAGCUCACCGGUAGUUUCCCACUCAUACGGAAUCUAACAAAGCUCUCGGUUUUAAGCCUUCUUAAUAAUCAUUUCUCCUGAACUCUGAAUCCCAACAGUAGUAGCCUGUUUGAGUUGCACCACCUCAGUUACCUUGAUCUAGGUUCCAACAACUUCAGCUCAUCACUCCCUUCUGAAUUUGGAAAUCUCAACAGACUAGAAUUCUUGGAUCUUUCGACCAAUGACUUUUUCGGGAAAGUUCCUCCCACAAUUAGUAACCUAACCUCGUUAACCGAAUUAUACCUUCAAAACAACCAGCUCACUGGUAGUUUCCCACUGGUACAAAAUCUUACCAUGCUUGUUGUUCUAAAUCUUGUUGGUAACCACUUCUCUGGAACCAUUCCUUCUUCUCUCACCACUAUGCCUUUCUUAUCACAUCUCGAUCUGAGAGUAAAUGAUCUCACCGGAUCUAUUGAGUUUCCUAACUCCUCUACCCCAUCUAGGCUCGAGUACUUGUACCUUGGGAAUAACCAUUUUGAAGGAAAAAUCAUAGAGCCUAUCUCAAAACUCAUCAACCUCACACAUUUAGACCUAUCUUUCCUUAACACAAGCUAUCCAGUUGACUUCAGACUCUUCUCCUCACUAAAAUCUUUGCUGCACCUUGAUCUUUCCGGUAAUAGUAUAUCUCCAGCCAGUUUAGGUUCAAAGUCAGACAUCUCAAUAGACUUGGAGAUUUUGUUGUUACGAGGUUGCGGCAUCAAAGAGUUCCCAAACAUCUUAAAGAACCUUGAGAAGUUGGAGAAUAUAGACAUUUCAGGAAAUAUGAUCAAAGGGAAAGUCCCUGAGUGGUUAUGGAAGCUUCCUCGUCUAAACACAGUGUUUCUUUCAAAUAAUUCGUUUAAUGGUUUUGAAGGUCCAGUGGAUGUUUUGGUAAAUUCAUCGGUGAAGACUUUAUUUAUGGAGCAGAACUAUUUUGAAGGAGCAAUUCCUCUCCUACCACUCUAUAUAACCGACUUCUCUGCGUUGGACAAUAGAUUCACAGGGAGCAUACCUCUUUCAGUUUGCAAUUAUAGGUCUCUGAUGCUUUUGAGGCUACCUUACAACAAACUCACGGGUCCAAUCCCUCAAUGCUUGAGUAACUUGACGUUUGUGAAUCUACGGAAGAACAACUUGGAAGGAAGUAUUCCUGACGCCUUUUAUAAGAGUUCUUCUCUACGAUCACUCGAUGUUGGAUACAAUCGAUUAACCGGGAAACUUCCAAGAUCUCUUCAGAAUUGCUCAUCUCUAGAUUUUCUAGUUGUUGACCACAACCGAAUCAAAGACAAGUUUCCUUUCUGGCUCAAGUCUUUACCAAAUUUGAAAGUCCUUGUCCUCAGUUCAAACAGAUUCUAUGGCUCUAUAUCUCCUCCUCCUGGUCAAGGUCUUCUCGGGUUUCCAGAGCUGCACAUAUUUGAGAUAUCUGAUAAUAAGUUUACUGGAAGCUUGCCACCAACAUACUUUGUCAAUUGGAAAGCAACCUAUGAAGAUGGUAGUCUAUAUAUGGUACACAUAAAAAAUACUUCCGGGAGACUGUGCUAUACAUAUACAGAAGCUAUAGAUUUGCAAUACAAAGGUUUAUUGAUGGAGCAAAAGUUUGUACUUACUUCUUAUGCCACCAUCGAUUUUUCUGGGAAUAGAAUUGAAGGACAGAUUCCUGAAUCCAUUGGUCUCUUGAAAGCGCUGAUUGCACUCAACUUUUCCAACAACGCCUUCACAGGCCGUAUUCCUCUGUCUCUCUCCAAUCUGGGAAAGCUCGAGUCACUAGACCUAUCAAGCAACCACCUCUCAGGUACUAUUCCUAAUGGACUUGGAAGCCUCUCGUUUUUGGAGUACAUAAAUGUGUCUCACAACCAGCUCAAGGGUGAAAUACCACAAGGAACACAGAUUACCGGGCAAGCUAAAUCUUCAUUCGAAGGGAAUUCAGGGCUUUGUGGUCUUCCUCUCCAGGAAACUUGCUUUGGGACUAAUGUCCCACCAACACAAGAACCUCCGGAAGAAGACCAAGACCAAGUACAAGUGUUGAACUGGAAAGCUGUAGUUAUUGCCUAUGGACCUGGACUGUUACUUGGAUUGGUAAUAGCACAUGUCAUGGCUUCAUACAAACCUGAGUGGCUGAUCAAGAUAAUUGGCCCGAAUAAGCGCAGAAACCAUUAGGAUUAUGUAUGUCUAGUGGUUGAGUACUCGUGUCGUGUAUGUAAGCAUUUCCUUAUUGUUAUAUCAUUAUCUGUUGGCUUUGUUUUAUUUCGCUUUUUUUUUAAUAAAUCGUGUGAAGUCUCUUCUAUA
Messenger RNA from Brassica oleracea var. oleracea, 2838 nucleotides. Its product is annotated as receptor-like protein 12. The transcript has a single exon. Lineage: Eukaryota; Viridiplantae; Streptophyta; Magnoliopsida; Brassicales; Brassicaceae. Gene Ontology annotation, molecular function: protein binding. The record is from RefSeq and is a predicted model, not a curated record. The coding region runs from base 64 to 618 and encodes 184 amino acids.